CCGGAGGAGCAGCCCUAUACACCCACUACUGUAGACGCAGACAUAGCCGAGGAGGAGGAGAAGAAUGAAGAGGAAGAUAAGAUUGAAGGAGAAGAAAGGGAGAGGAAGACUAGAUCCAAGGCUAAGCAAUCCUUUAACAAUAAGUGUGGUAUGAUGGCCCACACCAAGCACUGUACCAUGUCCCAGGAGACCAUGCUGCAGCAAGAAGGCACACCCAGAGUCCAAAGCCGCCAAGAAGAAACGGCCACAGGUGUCCUGCGAUAUGUGUGGCAAGACCUUCGCUCACCCCUCGGACAUCUCAGAGCUCCAUGACUGUCAGAAAUGUCAUCUGACUUUUCCCUCGUUGGAGGACCACUGGAAGCACAUCCAGGAGUGCCACCCCAAGGAGUUCCACCAGUGUCCUGAGUGCAACAAGAUGUUCACCAACCCCGUCCUGCUGGAGAAACACAUAGCUGUGCACGCUGGGGGAACACCAUACAACUGCAAGCUUUGCCAGAAGUCCUACCUGAGAGAGAGAGAUUCCCUGUAACACUGACAUCCUUGGCUUGAAAGGAGUUUCUGUAUUGUGACUCUAUAACAAUUACAUUUUUUCUUUGCAUCUUUGCAUUUAACCUCGUUCUCUCUCAAACACACAUUGGCCUAUAGCACACACACAUUUAUUCUCAUGCUUUACUAUUAAAGGAUGAGUUGGUAAAGCCUUGUGCUUGCAACGCCAGAGUAAUGGGUUCGAUUCCCGGGAACACCCAUA
Messenger RNA from Salvelinus namaycush (lake trout), 748 nucleotides. Its product is annotated as zinc finger and BTB domain-containing protein 40-like. Gene Ontology annotation, molecular function: RNA polymerase II transcription regulatory region sequence-specific DNA binding; DNA-binding transcription factor activity, RNA polymerase II-specific. The transcript has 2 exons. Gene Ontology annotation, biological process: regulation of transcription by RNA polymerase II. Gene Ontology annotation, cellular component: nucleus. The record is from RefSeq and is a predicted model, not a curated record. Lineage: Eukaryota; Metazoa; Chordata; Actinopteri; Salmoniformes; Salmonidae. The coding region runs from base 263 to 529 and encodes 88 amino acids.